This is a messenger RNA of Jaculus jaculus (lesser Egyptian jerboa), 2599 nucleotides long. It is a transcript of the gene Ints9, whose product is annotated as integrator complex subunit 9. The coding region runs from base 179 to 2155 and encodes 658 amino acids. The record is from RefSeq and is a predicted model, not a curated record. The transcript is spliced from 17 exons. Gene Ontology annotation, biological process: snRNA processing. NCBI's taxonomy places the organism in Eukaryota, Metazoa, Chordata, Mammalia, Rodentia, Dipodidae. Gene Ontology annotation, cellular component: integrator complex.
UGACCACAGUUCCCAGGAUGCUUGGGGGAAAACUACACUUCCCAUGAUGCUUCUGGAAGGAGCGUAAAAAGGAAAGACUCCAAGUCCCGCGAUGCUCUUGUCCACAGAGAUUGAGCCGGAAGACACUUUCUAGACGUGAGGAGUGGGGAGACUAGUUCUGAGCAACCAAAAGUCCAAUAUGAAACUGUAUUGCCUGUCGGGGCACCCAACAUUACCAUGCAACGUGCUCAAAUUCAAAUCAACCACCAUUAUGUUGGACUGCGGACUGGACAUGACGUCCACCCUCAAUUUCCUUCCUUUGCCACUUGUUCAAAGUCCCAGGCUGUCAAAUCUUCCUGGCUGGUCCCUGAAAGAUGGAAACGCUUUCUUAGAGAAGGAGCUGAAAGAGUGUUCGGGUCACGUGUUUGUGGAUUCUGUGCCUGAAUUCUGCUUACCAGAGACCGAGCUAAUAGACCUGUCUACAGUGGAUGUGAUUCUCAUCUCUAACUACCACUGCAUGAUGGCGCUGCCCUACAUCACCGAGCACACGGGCUUCACGGGCACGGUGUACGCCACAGAGCCCACCAUGCAGAUCGGCAGGCUUCUCAUGGAAGAACUGGUGAAUUUCAUUGAAAGAGUGCCAAAGGCUCAGUCUGCCUCCUUGUGGAAGAAUAAGGAUAUCCAGCGGCUGCUGCCCUCUCCCCUCAAGGACGCAGUGGACGUGGCGACCUGGAGAAGAUGCUAUACAAUGCAAGAGGUGAACUCUGCCCUCAGUAAAAUCCAGCUGCUGGGAUAUUCUCAGAAAAUUGAGCUUUUUGGUGCUGUCCAGGUGACUCCUCUCAGCUCCGGCUAUGCCCUUGGAAGCUCCAACUGGAUUAUCCAGUCCCAUUAUGAGAAAGUGUCUUAUGUCUCUGGAUCCUCUCUGCUUACCACACACCCUCAGCCCAUGGACCAAGCUUCUCUGAAGAACAGCGAUGUUCUUGUUCUGACAGGACUUACCCAGAUCCCCACUGCAAACCCUGAUGGCAUGGUGGGAGAGUUCUGCAGCAACCUAGCUCUCACAGUUCGGAAUGGAGGAAACGUGUUGGUCCCCUGCUACCCUUCCGGAGUGAUCUAUGACCUCCUGGAGUGCUUGUAUCAGUACGUCGACUCGGCCGGCCUCUCCAGCACCCCUUUCUACUUCAUCUCCCCGGUGGCAAACAGUUCACUGGAGUUUUCCCAGAUUUUUGCUGAGUGGCUUUGUCACAACAAACAGAGUAAAGUGUACCUCCCGGAGCCACCGUUUCCUCAUGCAGAGCUCAUCCAGACGAACAAGCUGAAGCACUUCCCCAGCGUCCACGGCGACUUCAGCAACGACUUCCGGCAGCCGUGCGUGGUGUUCACCGGCCACCCUUCCCUCCGCUUCGGGGACGUGGUCCACUUCAUGGAGCUCUGGGGGAAAUCCAGUCUCAACACGGUCAUAUUUACAGAACCCGACUUCUCCUACCUGGAGGCUCUGGCUCCCUACCAGCCGUUGGCCAUGAAGUGCAUCUACUGCCCCAUCGACACGAGGCUGAAUUUCAUCCAGGUGUCUAAGCUGCUGAAAGAAGUUCAGCCCCUGCACGUGGUCUGUCCUGAGCAGUACACGCAGCCGCCCCCGACCCAGUCCCACAGGAUGGACCUGAUGAUCGACUGCCAGCCUCCAGCCAUGUCCUACCGGCGGGCUGAGGUCCUCGCCCUGCCCUUCAAGCGGCGCUAUGAGAAGAUCGAAAUCAUGCCGGAGCUCGCCGACUCCCUGGUGCCCAUGGAGAUCAAGCCUGGAAUCUCCCUGGCAACUGUCUCAGCGGUGCUGCACACUAAAGAUAACAAGCAUGUGCUUCAGCCCCCUCCCAGGCCCGCGCAGCCCACCGGUGGUAAGAAGAGGAAGCGGGUGAGCGAGGACAUUCCUGACUGCAGAGGCCCGAAGCCUCUGUUGAGCGGCUCCAUCCCCGUGGAGCAGUUUGUGCAGACCCUGGAGAAGCAUGGCUUCAGUGACAUCAAGGUGGAAGACACAGCCAAGGGCCACAUCGUCCUGCUCCAGGAAGCUGAGACACUCAUCCAGAUUGAGGAAGAUUCAACACAUAUCAUCUGUGACAACGAUGAGAUGCUAAGGGUGCGACUGCGGGACCUUGUUCUCAAAUUCCUACAGAAGUUCUGAGAGACUGAAAUCCUCCGGCCCAACACCCUGGCUCCCAGCACGGGCCACCUGAGUGAAGAAGGGCAUGGAAGGCUGCUGGCCAUAUCACCGUGGUGUCCUCUGGAAGGAAAUAACUGACUAUGGUCAGGAUCUACUGGUGUAACAUCCUCACACUGGUUCAGGCAAGAACUUUUCCUUCAAACUUUGAGUCAUUUUCUUUUCAGUUUUAUACUCUUGAGCAGCUAAUGGGUGACACAGCACAUCAGCAGCUCUUUCCAAAAGAAUGUCAAAAGAUGACUGACCUGCCGUCUUGUGCGGCCCGAGUCCGUUUUCACGGUGUUCAGGCAGGUGAAACUAGUCCUCCUUUUGCUUACCUUCUGAAGACGAUACUCAAAAUUAGCAAAACGAACCUAUCCAUCUGUGUGCUGUGGUCCACUUUGUUAAUAAAAAUUAUUUUUAUAGAAA